Messenger RNA from Mya arenaria, 2195 nucleotides. Its product is annotated as CUB and sushi domain-containing protein 1-like. The transcript has 2 exons. The coding region runs from base 116 to 1879 and encodes 587 amino acids. The record is from RefSeq and is a predicted model, not a curated record. Lineage: Eukaryota; Metazoa; Mollusca; Bivalvia; Myida; Myidae.
UGUCGUCUGCACUGAACCACUGGUACUUAUCACCAAACAUUAACAAAUUAUACAGUUUUGACUCGUGCUAUGCGAAUGUGAUUAUUCGUAAUUGUGUUUACGUUUAUUGUGAAAUAUGAACUAUUAUUCAGUUAUUUUAAUUCUUAACGGAAUAACGUACGUAUUGUGUGACUGCGGCAGCCUGUCCGUCGUGGAGAAUUCAUCCAAUAAUGCCACAGUGCAGGACACAUACCCUGUCGACUACACUGUAAGAUAUAAGUGUAAUGUGGGGCAUGAGCCAGACGGGACUGUCGUGAUUGUGUGUGGUGGCGGGGGCUGGCUGGGGAAACUCCGGUGUCGGGAGGUCUACUGCCCAGCUCUUAACCCACCAGACAACGGAAGGAUUUUAGACUCCCCUUCAUACAAAGUUGGUAGCUAUAUUACCUUCGAGUGCAGAGAGGGUUAUGAAUUGAAAGGUAACAGUAAAUUACUCUGCCGGACUGACUUACAAUUCGAUAGUUCGCCUCCAGUAUGCAAAGUGAAAAUGUGUCCAGAAUUUGGGAUUGUUGAGAAUGGCAGAACUUUUCAAGAAAAUGCUGGAGGUAUAGAAAAUGACUAUGGAAGCGUGAUUAAAGUCACCUGUAAUUCAGGCUACAUCCUUCAUGGUACCUCACAUAUGAUGUGCCAGGCAGAUGGGACUUGGAGCAACAGACCAACGUGUAAGGGAAUUUCGUGUCCACCAUUCAAGGGUAUGGACUCAAACUGUAUAGACAAGUUCUUACUCUACAGUACUUUGUACUACAUGACCUGCAGUGAUGCUCCUAACACCAGAGUUGCCGGGACGACUGAAGAUGAGCCGAACGUUUGUCAGGAUAAUGGAUCAUGGCAGUUUCAGGAGUUUGCCUGCUACUGCAGCUGCAACAUGACCAGUUACGACAGUAACAUCAUGAAGAUCGACAAUCCGGUGCAGGAAUACCUGUCCCACGGGGAGAUGCUUCAGUGGUCGUGUAACCACGGCUGCACCAAAAGCACAACUGACGACCUGCGGUGUCAGGAUGGAGUGAUAGCCAUGCCGCAGUGUGACUGCACUUUCACCACCAAUAUGACAACAUCUGUCAGAAAAGAUGGACACUUUACGCUCAGCACGAAGUCUCGACCAUUUUCCACCGAUAUGACACCCGAUGGAAAAACAAAUGGAAACACCACAAUCAGUCCUAUUCCACAUUUCUUAACAACCGGUACGACACCCGAUGGCAAAAUGGAUGGAAACACCACAAUAAGUUUGAAGCCACAUCCCUUAACCAGCGAUAUGACAUCCGAUGGCAAUAUGAAGGGAAACAUCACAACCAGUCUAAGAUUACACCAAUUCACCAGCGAAAUGACACCCGAUGGCAAAAUUAAUGGAAACACCACAACCAGUCUGAGGCCACACCCAUUCACCGGCGAUAUGACACCCGAUGGCAAAAUGGAUGGAAACACCACAAUCAGUCCUAUUCCACAUCCCUUAACAACCGGGACGACACCCGAUGGCAAAAUGGAUGGAAACACCACAAUAAGUCUGAAGCCACAUCCCUUAACCAGCGAUAUGACAUCCGAUGGCAAUAUGAAGGGAAACAUCACAACCAGUCUAAGAUCACACCAAUUCACCAGCGAAAUGACACCCAAUGGCAAAAUUAAUGGAAACACCACAACCAGUCUGAGGCCACACCCAUUCACCGGCGAUAUGACAUCCGAUGGAAAAAUAAAUGGAAACACCACAACCAGUCCUAUUUCACAUCCCUUCACCAGCGACAUGACACCCGGUGGCAAAAUAAAUGGAAACUCUCCAAUGAGCCCGAGGCCUGUCGCCUUUCUAGUUUGGGCCAUCGUCCUCAUUGGUGUAGGUGUCAUUGGAGUCUAGAUCAUUGGGAUAGGUGCUUAUCAGAAGUGUGUUGUCAAAAACCACCGUUAAGACGGUCAUAAUGAUUAAGCGGCAAUAUCAAAAAAUGAUGUGAUUACGCUACGAUUAAGAAGCACCUUAGUCAACAGAUUCAAACGAUAUAUUAAUGCAUCAUGAUGAUUGCAAUAUAUGUCUUGUCUUGAUAUUUAGACCUUACUGUGUCUACAUUUGAAAAAAAACUGAUUAAUCACUGCUGUUAUUGAACUAAUACUAAAACUUAUAUUACACUCUACCAAACCAGACUGAACAUCAGGAAAAAAAUAAAACACAAGUUGAA